Molecule: messenger RNA, 5995 nt
Organism: Thunnus maccoyii (southern bluefin tuna)
Lineage: Eukaryota; Metazoa; Chordata; Actinopteri; Scombriformes; Scombridae
Gene: socs6a
Product: suppressor of cytokine signaling 6
Exons: 3
Coding region: 614-2224 (536 amino acids)
Biological process (GO): protein ubiquitination; regulation of growth; phosphatidylinositol phosphate biosynthetic process
Cellular component (GO): phosphatidylinositol 3-kinase complex
Molecular function (GO): 1-phosphatidylinositol-3-kinase regulator activity
Source: RefSeq, a predicted model, not a curated record
UCUGGCUCUGGGAUGUAGAAACUUGAUGGAGCUGCUGUGGGUCUGAAUCUGCUCCCACAAUUCAACAGGCAACAAAGGAAGAAAGGAAGAGGCCGUGAGCUACUAAGUGUUAGCCAACCUAGACAGAAAGGUGCCACCUUAUUGUGUCAUUCUAGUCGCAAUGUAUAACCGCACGUUUAGAGAAGUAUACAAUCCGGCCACAUAAACGCUUUACUCUUUUGUUUGGACGCAGGAGGCGACUAAAGGGAAGGUAACGUUGUAUGUUUUCGACAGCUAGCUGAUUGGCUUAGGUAACGUUAGUAAAGCUAACAUUAGCCAACAAUCGUCAAGGAGCGAACCUUUCAUGAACGUCUUGUACAAAACAAAUGCCAACACCACUGGGUUGUUUCACCCAGUAAGAGGAGCAGAAGUGACCGGUAUCAAAUGAAAGGUGGUGGAAGUGGAACUUGACCCAUCCAACUGAGUCACCAUUUUCCUGCACAUAAUGGGUUCGGUGGCUCCACUGUAUGCAUGACUUGUUUUGUGUGGCCUGAUGGGAGGAUACUGUGGAUAGUACUUUCAUCAGGAUACAAGGAGAGCCAUCCCAUGCCCCCACUUUGGAGGGCCUUUCAGAAUGAAGAAGAUAAGCCUUAAGACCAUCCGCAAGUCCCUCAGCAUAAAGGGCAAGGAGGAGGGGGACUUUGUCAUGCUCCCGCAGCCCUCAGUGACCACAGAGUUUUCUAAGGAGGAGUCACUUUUUGGGGGCUGCUACACCAAAGACCUUUCAGGCUGUGAUCUUGGUGGGGAAGAGGACAAAAGUGGCCAGAAUAAGGGCCGGUCCAAGAGUGAGAGCCUGAUGGGAUCACUAAAGAGAAGGCUGUCUGCCAAGCAGAAGGCAAAGGUGAAAGGUGGCUCCUCUGCCAUAGGCUCAGUGGACGAUGAAGACACCUUCUCAUCCUCUUCUGUGCCCAUUAGCUUCAAUGAGGUGAAAGCCCAGAGACCUCUAAGAUCUGCAUCACUACGAAGUCACCAUUAUAGCCCCUCACCAUGGCCUCUGCGGUCAGUCAACUCUGAUGAGGCGUGUAUCAAAAUGGAGGUAAAAGUCAAAGCCAUGGUUCACUCUCCUAGCCCUAGUCCCAAUUUAAAUGGUGUCAGGAAAGAAUUUCAUGAUUUCCAGAUGGAAGGGCUCUUUCAGGACCAAGCUGAAUCAUUAAAGAAUCUCCAGCAGCCACAAAACGGCGAGCUGCAUCUAAAUAUCGAUGAAAAUGAUGUGCCUGUGGUGCUGGGGUUGACGCCCCAGGACUACAUCCAGUACACAAUGCCUUUAGAUGAGGGAAUGUACCCGGAAGGGUCCCACUCCUUCUGCCUGGACAGCUCCUCUCCUAUGGAGGUGGUGGCUGAGGCAGACAAUGGGUCCCUCCACACAGACCAGGGACAGGAGGAACAUGAACUAGUAAGUGGGAUGCCACCAGAUCUUUUCAUGGAAACCUCAGUUAAUGGUCUUCUCAUCGGUUCUGCUGGUGUGAUGCUCCAAAGCUCAAGAGUAGAGGUCCCACCUCCCCUCUCUCCUCUCCUGCCGCCCAUGAUGAGUAAUGGACAUAUUCCCAGGACUUUUUCGGGGUUCAGCUCUUCAGACAGCCAGGUAGCUGAGAGGGUAAGACACCAUCUCAACUUUGACCCAAAUUCUGCUCCUGGAGUCAGUCGGGUUUAUGACUCAGUCCAGAGCAGUGGGCCCAUGGUCGUGACCAGCCUAACAGAGGAGCUGAAGAAGCUGGCGAGACAGGGCUGGUACUGGGGCCCAAUUACACGCUGGGAGGCAGAGGAAAAGCUGGUCAACUUAGCUGAUGGUUCAUUCCUGGUCAGAGACAGCUCAGAUGACAGGUACCUGCUCAGCCUGAGUUUCAGGUCACAGGGCAAAACUCUCCACACCCGCAUUGAACACUCCAAUGGACGCUUCAGCUUCUAUGAGCAGCCUGAUGUGGAGGGACACACGUCCAUUGUUGACUUAAUCGAACACUCUAUCAAAGACUCAGAGAAUGGAGCUUUUUGCUAUUCCAGGUCUCGCUUACCAGGGUCUGCAACCUACCCUGUCAGACUAACCAACCCAGUAUCUCGGUUUAUGCAAGUGCGUUCCCUGCAGUACCUUUGUCGCUUUGUCAUUAGACAAUACACAAGGAUAGACCUAAUUCAGAAACUGCCCUUACCUAACAAGAUGAAAGAUUACCUGCAGGAGAAGCACUACUGAGGACACAGACAGGACAGUGGUAGCAAUUUGCACUUUUGUGUUCAGUUAAGAGAUUUAAACAAGGUUUACAGACAACCAUAGUUUUGAGAUGAUUGGUUCUGGUGGCUCUUGAUUUGUGUCCAGGUGACUCCGUCACUGUUUAGUCCUCCAUUCCACUGUUCUGGGGUUUUAAGCUGGUUUUAGGAGGCUCUGUUUGCAGAGACAAAGGCCAACAGAUAAUCUAUUGCAAAAAAUAUAGAAGAGGUGUACAGUCAAGUUAUCUUAGUUGCAUACAUAAAGUGCAGACAUAAGGCAUGCAUUGAAAUGUAUGGUAAAGUGUAAUAUCCAGCUGUGCAAGAAGAGCAGGUUUUAAAUCUUCAUUGGGCCUGUGAAAAAAUACAUUUUCAUUCCAAAUUUCACAUUAGCUGGUAUUGGUGAACUUGAGAAUUCAUUUAAUUUUCCACUAAAUUGUACAUUUCGAAGAUGAUUUAAAGAAUUAAAUAGCAUUGCUAAAAUUAGAUUUGUCCAUUUUAAAAGAGUACUCCACUGAUUUUGCAUUGCACCCCUAUAAAACAAGGUUUAAAAUCAGUGCCACAGAACCAGAAACCUUUUUUUUUUUUUUUUUUUUUUUUUUUUCCCUCCACACAUUCUUCCUCCUUCUCAUAACCUGGUGCCUACAUUCCUCACAAUCCAACUCGACCACUGACAGUUCUGUUGGAGACUCGGGUGUGCUAUGCUUUUUUUUCGAAUUCCGCACACCUAUAUUUUAUUUUUUUAAUUUUUCAAAUUUGUAGUCUUCAGAGUGAGGACAACAAGUGACAUCACUUGAAGCAAAAUUCAUCAAACUUUGUGCAGCUCCCCCUGGAGCUACUUUCUUUCACAUAUGCAGUACUAGCCCCUGUUACCUGUAAACAGAGUUUAAUGUGUAAAAUCGGUGGAGUUCCCCUUUUAGCUCUUUGCAGACUGACCAAUUUUGAUCAUCUUUUGCAUUUUAUUGCUUGUCAGAUUAUGUGCCAUUACCACCUCUCUCAACCUGUUUAAAAUGCAUACUAUGUCAUUAGUCAAAUAGCAAGCCAACCUGUGAUUUUCAUGUCAAACUGAAGAAAAACCUCAUUUUCACCGGAAACUGCAUUCAUGUUGUAACCAGAUUAUUUUCAAACUUAACUAUCUAUUCAGUGGAUGCAGUUUUUUUUUCAUACAGUAUCCUCAGACACAGAUCUGGAUUUCGCUUAAAAGUUGUAACACUCACCAAAACACUAUAUUAAAAGAAUCUUGUAAAACUUGAUAAAAUCUGUUUCAGAGUCACAAGGGUGACCCAGGUCCAUGGUAUUAACAUUUUGUAGCAAAAGCUGUCCAAAAUUCACCAGUCUGUCAGAGGUUUUAAACAGUUUGGUCAGAGAAGAAGCUUUAAAUUGUAUGGCUGCAUGUAGCCAUUGUAUAAUACGCAAGCCUAAAGGUACUGAUAAUGCUGGAUUUUCAUGUCGUGCUGUUUGUAGAAACAGCAUUAAGUUGAUGUAUAGACCUUUUUGAAAAUAAGUUAACAUUAAAGUAAAUCUUUCUGCAUUAGGAAUGUUACAAAAACUGCACUGCAGCUCAGGCCUAACAACUUUGUCACUAUCUGUAAUGCUUGUAUCCGCAUGUAGUAAAGGCUUUAAGACUGUCCAUUAAGGGCACUUGACUUGAUCUAAAUGAGAGAAGAUGUCACACAGUAAAAUGCUAAAGAUUUUGGCUGUGUUGUUUAAGUGCAACUCUGAGUAAAUGGUUGUUUAAUGCACAAUUGCAUUUAACUUAGGCAGUUUAUAUGUAAAGAAAAUUACCCUCAAUUACACUACAACUUAAACGGACCACCAGUCAAUUGACCUGAAUCUGUAUGUAGGUAUGGCUGUUUCUUAGUCUCUUGAUGUCAGCAAAGAGCUGGACCCAGAUCAAAGGAAUCACAAAAAUGAGUGGUGGUGUGAGCUUAGGUAAAAGGAUUUGGGAAAGCCAGAGGUUAAGUCCUCCUUGCCAUCUUGGAGUGAUGCCAAGGUUUCAGCAUACAACAAAAGUUCCAUCACAGCUGCAUGGCAUCAUUAAUGUCAUAUGGGUUUGAGGGACUUUUUUUUUUUUUUUUUUAAAUAACAAAAAAAAAAAAGCAUAAAUUUUUGCCAUCGUCCCUACAGAGCUCCACCACCCCACAGAUUGUCUCUCUACUGGGCUGUUCGUACCAGAGUAAAGGGAAGAGCACACAGUAUGCUACGCAAGUGCUUUAUAUGGAUACUUUGACAGGGAAUUGUGUUUUCACAUUAUGAAUGAGCAUCUUUUUUGACAUCAGUGUCCUUAAAAGUAUUUGGAAAUGGUCUCUCGGACAACUUUGGUAGGUCGUUAGCGCAUAGUUCUAGUUUUUAGUUAGCUGGAAAUGUUGGUGUCUGUUACCAUGAAUCUAGCACAGCAGAAAUUAGAUAGGAACUUUGACUGGUGUUGCAUGUUUAAAGUCUUAGCAUUUUAAAAGCUUUGAGUUGUAUAGGAAUGAAGGGUCUAGGUUGUGUUUGGCUGUGUAGAGGGAUGUUUUUUUUCUGUCACAAACAUUGGCUGGACAUUUUGUGUACAAGAAAUGUAUUUUUCUUUUAGAAUCCUUUUAGUGAGUUGUUUUUUUUUGUGACAUUUGCCAUCUGGGGGAUGGGGCUGUACAAAAGGAAUGUACGCUUGUUUGAGGUAUCCAUUUUAUCUGCCUGCAGACCAGUUUUCAGAAAGCAUGAGAAUCAUAAAAACAUUGAACCGUUUUUUUGCACUUGAAUAUUCUCCAUUGACAUGCUUGGAUCCUCUCCUACCUAUAGUUGUCCUUCAGAUGGCGGAUUUAAAAAAAAAAAAAGAAAAAAAGAAAGAAAUAAAGUCACACAUUUGUCCUUAUCUGCUCAUAUAACUGUUUAGAUGAAAUCAAGAUUGUUUUGUUUUUGUCAUAUCUGUGGGAUAUAAAGGGUAAGGCACCAGCAUCAUAUCAAAGCCUCUGCUUAUGCUCAUGGGCUGUCAAGGAAUGGGAUCAUGGCAAGAAUGUGGAUGUAAAUUUGAUUUUACUCUUUCUUUUUGGGUGUAUGUGUUGAAAUGUGAAAGUAAAAUGUUAGUCUUUUUUUAAUACAAUGUUCUUUUAAUUGUAUUUCCAUUUUAAUUUGCAAUUUGUCAUCACAUUUUGACAAGCAGGAACCAGUUUCAUAUGGUGUUGCUGCUGUGACUUUUCUAAAUACUUUAUUGUUUAUUAUUAAGCAUUAUUGCCUUCAUUGUGUGAUUCCAGAGGUUGAUGCUUGUUCAGACUGCUGAAGCAUUUUGAAUUGAUAACAGCUGUUAAGCACUUAACAAGCUCCAACAUUUUUUUUUUUUUUUUUUUGGUGCAUCUCGGUGAGUGAAGGUGAUUGUUUACAGCAUUAUGUUUGGAAAUGCCCCUCCCUUCCCUUCCCCGUUUGUUUACCUUCUCUCACAUGAACAUCUUGGUACAAUUUGAAGACUCUUUAUUUCAUUUUAAUGUGUUAUACACAUUUGUGCUGCUUAUGGAUAUGAUUGCCUUUCUUGUAUUUAACAAUGGGGAAAUAGAAUGUCACCAAUUUUAGAUGUAUGUACACAUAAUGACUUUGGUUAUCAUCUUGGGAGAGCAAAGCAGAUUUGCAAUUUGUUAACAACUGUGUAGUCAGUUAAAAGAGCAUUAGUAGCGAUUAGUAAAACCCUCUGUAGAAUUACCAGUUCACUCCAGUUUACAUUGGUUGUCAACUGUCAACUUUCCAAAGUAGAUGGUCUUUUUGUAUUUUUUUUUUUUUUUUUCUUUUU